Messenger RNA from Phytomonas sp. EM1, 2061 nucleotides. Lineage: Eukaryota; Euglenozoa; Kinetoplastea; Trypanosomatida; Trypanosomatidae. The record is from the annotation of a GenBank genome assembly.
AUGGACAGUCACAUCGCCCGCAUAUCCGUUGAUACGGAUGGGCGCCAACAGCAGCAGCAGGUAUCAGCCGCAGCUUCGCAUCCAAUGCGUGAGGAACGCCACUUAUCCAUCUUAAAGGACAUUCACGAACCUCCACCCUUCAGUAACAAGCCCGCGAGUGAAGAUGUCGUGGAGCGUAUUCUCAAGGCCACAGACCCGAAUGUGCGAUCGACGCCCGUCUAUUUUGAUUACAAAAAAGAUGCCCGAAUGUACAAGUUCUAUCCGAGCGUGGGAGCUGUUGCCACACACCUUUCUCUUGACGGCCUAGCCAUCCGAAAGGAUUCCGCGGAGGCGAUCCAGCAACAGGAGGAUCGCGAGCGCCGACUGAGAGAAACGGAGGAGGCGGCAAAGGCUGAGCUGAACCCAGACCUGAUCAAGGAUGUUGUCUCUACUAGGAUUCUCAAAAACCAGUUCAACUAUAGCGAUCGCGGCAGUCAGACGAUGAACAAUCCUAUCAAGAACCGUUCAGUGAUAACCGAUCCACCUCCGGCUAUUUUAUUUGGUGCGAUGGCUACUGCGUGGGCCAUUUACGACGCCUAUGAGGCCGACCGCCAGCAGGCUGAGAAGGCAUCCGCGUUGCAACGCAAAGCGGCCUCGGGGCACCGCACCGGUAAGGAUGAGGACCCCACGCUGUCGAUCACAGGGAGCGCGGCCGGUGCAAAUGUCGAGGAUGACACCACCAGCGCCUCCAGAUCAAGUUUCAAUGUCAUGAAAUCCAAAGCUUUUGCCGGCGCACUCAAGAUUAUGGAGCGAAUGGUGAACCAAAACGAUUGUUUCGACAUCAUAGAUGACUUCAAGUUCUGGGAGGAUCAGAGUGAUCUGUAUAAGGAAGAGGGCACGUUGUUGCCGCUGUGGCAAUUCUACACCGAGCGUUCGCGGAAGCGCGCUGUUACGAGUAUCGCUCAGAGCAACCAAUACAGCGACUUCUUCGCGGUAGGCUACGGAAGCUACGACUUCCAGAAGCCGUGCAAGGGAGGCAUUCACUGCUUUACCCUCAAAAACGCCGUCCCGACGAUCUCGGGGAACUCCCCGUCCGCCCAUCCCGAGUUCAGCUUCAAUAUUGAAAGUGGCGUUUUAUCUCUUGCCUUUCAUCCAGUACAUUCACAUCUUCUAGCAUGUGGACUUUUCGACGGUUCGGUGUGCGUGUUUGACCUCCAUAUCAAGGACGAUCCGCGACACCAGAAGCCUAUUUACAGCGCCACGGUGCGAACUGGCAAGCAUACGGAGUCUGUGUGGCAGCUCUAUUGGUUGGAUGAUCCGACGGUUCUAUCCUUUAACUCCAUCAGCACGGAUGGCCGCCUCACCAACUGGCAGCUGCACAAGAAGGAAUUGGUAUCAAAGGAUAUCAUGUCGCUGAGCUCCGAUACCGUCGCGUUGGAUCCAGAGGGGAUGCUUCUGAACCACCUCGGGGGGAUGUGCAUGGAUCAGUCCCCGGUUCACGGGCAGAUGGUCGUGGGCACACAGGAGGGCGUCGUCAUGCUCUGCACCACCACUAACGUCCAGUACUUAGAGCGUUUUGAGGGCCACAACAUGGCAGUCUACACCGUCCGCUGGAACCCCUACCAUCCAGACGUCUUUAUCUCCUGCUCUGAGGAUUGGACGAUUAAGCUUUGGCUCAAGUCCUCUUCGAAGCCGUUGUUGACAUUUGAUGUGGGCGACGCAGUUGGGGAUGUUGCGUGGGCGCCUUACAGUGCCACAGUCUUCGCAGCCGUCACAUCGAAUGGAAAAGUGAUCGUGUUUGAUCUCAACCAAAAUAAAACGGAGCCGCUUUGCGUCCAGACGGUCGUAAAGAAUGCUAAACUCACUCACGUGGUAUUUAACAGGGUGAACCCCAUAUUGUUGGUGGGUGAUUCCCGUGGUACCGUGCUGGUACUGAAGCUUUCUCCUAACCUUCGUAAGCGAGCCAAGCCGGAUAAGGGAGAGUCCAACGACGCAGCCACGCUGCGACGCUUAGAGAUGGAGAAGUUAGCUCGCUUAAUUGACAUCACGCUGAAGGAUCGAAUAUUGUUGGGAAUGGCGUAG